CUGGAAGUUUCCUAAAGGUUUAUUUGUAAUAUUUUUGGUUUUAAUUUUAUUUUUCAUUUUCUGCGAUGAAUCGUUCCCGGCAAUUCAAGGCGUUAUUUUCUAUUUGAUUGACUGCGGUUGUUUAAAAGCCGAAAAUCAAUGCUCAAUUCUCGGUAAAGUUGGUUUUGAUUUCGUUUUUUUUGGUUUUUUGAAAGAAAAAAAAGAAAAAAAAGUAUUCGAACUCGGUCAAUGCGAUUGUAGAUCGUGUAAAUUAGAGGGAAUUCUAUGUUUGGAAUUUCUAACAAUAGGAAACGGAAUUUGCGAGCUGGAAAAACUUCAGGUUGAUUUUGUAGGCAAGUUUUUGUUUCUUCUUUUGGUGUUUCACGAUUAGUGAUUCCAGUAAAGAACCGCGAGGUGGCUCCGUUGAAGACCGGCGGCGCCAUCUCUCGUGCGGCAGGCCAAUCAUGAACGGAAGUGGUGACAUGGAGGCUGCAUCUGCCUCUGGCGGUGGCAUGGUCGGCGGCGAUGAGGAUGAGGUGGUGUAUUUGGAUCCCUUCAAUAUUGCUACCACCAAGAACGCUUCUGUGGAGACGCUGAAGCGAUGGAGGGUGGAAGGAGGAAGCACCUCUUGGCACCUUGUUUUGAGAUGGAAUUACGUAAACUUGAAUGCUUGGUUAACUAUGAUAGUUCUUUGUGUACUUUCAGGGGAAAGGGGAGGAGCACUAGGGACACAACACUCGUGUUGUGGUUGUUUUGUUUUAGAGGGUUUGGGUGGGGGUUGGGUUCAGGGGGCUGAUUACCUCCAAGAAAAGUACAAUACCCUGAAGUUGAUCUUCGAUCCACUAGGGAACCUGUAUAGUCAGUGUCGGUGUAUGCUUCUAGAGCAAGAGUAUUGUUCUUCUUGA
Molecule: messenger RNA, 884 nt
Organism: Vitis riparia (riverbank grape)
Lineage: Eukaryota; Viridiplantae; Streptophyta; Magnoliopsida; Vitales; Vitaceae
Exons: 3
Coding region: 444-884 (146 amino acids)
Source: RefSeq, a predicted model, not a curated record